This is a messenger RNA of Engraulis encrasicolus (European anchovy), 4519 nucleotides long. It is a transcript of the gene nos1, whose product is annotated as nitric oxide synthase 1 (neuronal). The coding region runs from base 1 to 4422 and encodes 1473 amino acids. Gene Ontology annotation, molecular function: FMN binding; heme binding; NADP binding. The transcript is spliced from 28 exons. The record is from RefSeq and is a predicted model, not a curated record. NCBI's taxonomy places the organism in Eukaryota, Metazoa, Chordata, Actinopteri, Clupeiformes, Engraulidae. Gene Ontology annotation, biological process: nitric oxide biosynthetic process.
AUGGACAGACUGAGCAGCAGCCCCCACAGCCUCCACCUGCAGCAGGAGCUGCUGGAGCCCAUGCCCGUGGUGGUGCGGCAGCUGCAGCCCAACAUCAUCUCCGUGCGCCUGUUCAAGCGCAAGGUGGGCGGCCUGGGAUUUCUGGUGAAGCAGCGCGUCUGCAAGCCGCCCGUCAUCGUGUCGGACCUGAUCCGGGGCGGCGCGGCCGAGGAGUGCGGCCUGGUGCAGGUGGGCGACAUCGUGCUGGCCGUCAACAACAAGCCGCUGGUGGACAUGAGCUACGAGCGCGCGCUGGAGACGCUGAAGAACGUGUCGCCCGAGAGCCACGCCGUGCUCAUCCUGCGCGGGCCCGAGGGCUUCUCCACGCACCUGGAGACCACGCUGAGCGGCGACGGGCGCCAGAGGACCGUGCGUGUCACCCGGCCCGUCUACCCGGCCUCCAAGGCUUACGAGCGGCAGUGCGGCGGCGGCGGUCCUCCUCCUCCUCCGCUCAGCACCAGCAGCAAGGAGCUGCGGGCCAUCGAGAACCUCUCCUCCACCGUGACCAUGGCAACCGCGACUGCGGGGCCGCGCAAGGAGCCACCGCGCUCUCUCAGCUCCCUCAUAGAGCAGGACCCCCUCCUCAUGGAUGGAGGUGGAGGUGGUGGGGGAGGAGGAGGUGGUGGCAACUCUCCACUGCUCCUCAACGGUGUGGAGGAGAACAAUGACCUGCUGAAGGAGAUCGAGCCCGUGCUGAGGCUGAUCAAGAACAGCAAGAGUAUGCUGAACGGGGAGGGCCAGCGCGUUGUGGAGAGGAGAGACGCAGAGGUGCAAGUGGACAGGGACCUGAGUCUGGGAAAUGGCGUGGCCACACAGCUGGCGUCCGAUAACGACCGGGUGUUUGAUGACCUCUGGAGGAAGGACAACAACAUGCCCACCGUGCUCAACAACCCAUACUCCGAGAGCGACGCAGAGACCCCAUUUAGCCAAGGGAGGAUAUCGCCCAACAAGAACCUGCAAAAUGGCAGUCCGUCCAAAUGCCCUCGCUUCAUGAAGGUCAAGAACUGGGAAAGUGGCGCGAUGCUCAACGACACUCUGCACCUUAGUGCCAGCAAUCAGGUGCCCAUCUGCACAGAGAAGGUUUGCCUGGGUUCCAUCAUGACGCCAAACACACACGGCCGCAAGCCGGAUGAGGUGCGCACCAAAGAGGAGCUGCUGCCCCUGGCCACAGACUUUAUCAACCAGUACUACUCCUCCAUCAAAAGGUGUGGCUCCAAGGCACACGUCGACAGGCUGGAGGAGGUGAUGAAGGAGAUCGAGACGACGGGGACGUACCAGCUGAAGGACACGGAGCUCAUCUACGGGGCCAAGCACGCCUGGAGGAACGCUGCCAGAUGCGUGGGACGCAUACAGUGGUCCAAGCUGCAGGUAUUCGAUGCCAGGGACUGCACGACGGCUCAUGGAAUGUUCAAUUACAUCUGUAACCACAUCAAAUACGCCACCAACAAAGGAAACCUCAGGUCGGCCAUCACGAUAUUUCCCCAGAGGAUGGAUGGGAAGCACGACUACCGCGUGUGGAACAGCCAGCUGAUUCGCUACGCCGGCUACAAGCAGCCCGACGGCUCUUUUCUGGGAGACCCGGCCUCAGUGGAACUGACAGAGAUCUGCAUGCAGCAGGGUUGGAAGGCUCCGCGGGGUCGUUUCGAUGUGCUGCCCCUCCUGCUCCAGGCCAAUGGGAACGACCCUGAGCUGUUCGAGCUUCCAGACGACCUCAUCCUGGAGGUGGCCAUCAUCCAUCCAAAGUUUGAGUGGUUUAAGGAGUUGGACCUGAAGUGGUAUGGUCUGCCGGCCGUGUCCAACAUGCUGCUGGAGAUCGGAGGUCUGGAGUUCACCGGCUGCCCCUUCAGCGGCUGGUACAUGGGCACCGAGAUCGGGGUGCGGGACUUCUGCGAUACCUCCCGCUACAACAUCCUGGAGGACGUGGCUAAGAUGAUGGGGCUGGACACCCGGAAGACUUCAUCCCUGUGGAAGGACCAGGCACUGGUGGAGAUCAACAUCGCCGUACUCUACAGCUUCCAGACAGCCAAAGUGACGAUAGUGGACCACCACUCGGCUACUGAGUCCUUCAUCAAGCACAUGGAGAACGAGUACCGCGUGCGCGGGGGUUGCCCAGGGGACUGGGUCUGGAUCGUGCCGCCCAUGUCGGGCAGCAUCACGCCCGUCUUCCACCAGGAGAUGAUCAAUUAUCGCCUCACCCCCUCCUUCGAGUACCAGUCUGACCCCUGGAACACUCAUGUAUGGAAGGGGGUGAAUGGAACGCCCACCAAGAAGAGAGCCAUCGGAUUCAAGAAGCUAGCAAAGGCGGUGAAGUUCUCCGCCAAGCUGAUGGGCCAGGCCAUGGCCAAGAGAGUGAAGGCCACCAUCCUCUUCGCCACUGAGACGGGCAAGUCUCAGGACUACGCCAAAACGCUCUGCGAAAUCUUCAAGCACGCAUUCGACGCAAAGGUGAUGUCUAUGGAGGAGUAUGAUAUGGUGGACCUUGAGCAUGAGACCUUGGUCUUGGCGGUGACCAGCACCUUUGGCAACGGGGAUCCCCCGGAGAGUGGAGAGAAGUUUGGAGCGGCUCUGAUGGAGAUGAGACAUCCCACCUCCAACACAGAGGACAGAAAGAGCUACAAAGUGCGGUUCAACAGCGUCUCCUCCUACUCAGACACACGCAAAUCCUCCAGCGACGAGCCCGAGCCCAAAGACAACUUCGAGAGCACCGGCCCUCUGGCCAACGUCAGGUUUUCUGUGUUUGGCCUUGGCUCCAGGGCCUACCCGCACUUCUGCGCCUUUGCCCACGCGGUGGACACUCUGUUCGAGGAGCUGGGGGGGGAGCGUAUCCUACGCAUGGGGGAGGGAGACGAGCUGUGCGGCCAAGAAGAGUCUUUCAGAACCUGGGCCAAGAAGGUUUUCAAGGCUGCGUGCGAUGUCUUCUGCGUCGGUGACGACGUGAAUAUCGAAAAGGCAAAUGACUCACUGAUCAGCAAUGACAGGAGCUGGAAGAAGAGCAAGUUCCGACUCACCUACACCGCAGAGGCGCCCGCACUCACCCAAGCACUGGCCACCGUUCAUAAGAAGAAAAUUUCUGGUGCCAAACUCUUAAUACGACAGAAUCUACAGAGCGAGAAAUCGAACCGUUCGACCAUAUUUGUGCGACUGGCCACAAAUAACCACGACAGCCUGCGCUACCAGCCCGGUGACCAUCUGGGCGUCUUUGCGGGCAACCGGGAGGAUCUGGUCACGCCGCUCAUCGAGAAGCUGGAGGAUGCCCCGCCUGUCAAUCAGAUCAUCAGGGUGGAAUUCCUGGAGGAGAGGAACACCGCCUUAGGGGUGAUCAGCAACUGGACGGAUGAGAUCCGCAUCCCACCCUGUACCAUCUACCAGGCCUUCAAGUACUUCCUGGACAUCACCACCCCGCCCACGCCUCUGCUGCUGCAGCAGUUCGUCUCCCUCACCACCAACGAGAAGCAUAAGAAGAAGCUGGAGCUGCUCAGCAAGGGUCUUCAAGAGUACGAGGAGUGGAAGUGGUACAACAACCCCACCAUGGUGGAGGUGCUGGAGGAGUUCCCCUCCCUGCAGAUCCCGUCCACGCUGCUCCUCACCCAGCUGCCCCUGCUGCAGCCCCGCUACUACUCCAUCAGCUCCUCGCCAGACUUCCACCCGGGGGAGAUACACCUCACUGUGGCCGUGGUGACAUACAGGACCAGAGAUGGAGACGGCCCAGUGCAUCAUGGGGUCUGCUCCUCCUGGCUGGACAGCAUCGAGCCCGACGAGAUGGUCCCCUGCUUCGUCAGAGGGGCUCCGUCGUUCCGCAUGCCUAAGGACAUCAGGGCACCAUGCAUUCUAGUGGGCCCGGGCACCGGCAUCGCCCCCUUCAGAAGCUUCUGGCAGCAGCGACUCUUUGAUCUGGAGCACAAGGGGAUAAAGUCAUGUCCCAUGCUGCUGGUCUUUGGGUGCCGGCAGUCGGAGAUCGAUCACAUCUACAAAGAGGAGACCCUCCAGGCUAAAAACAAGGGAGUCUUUAAAGAACUGUACGCAGCCUAUUCCAGAGAGCCGGGAAGACCAAAGAAAUACGUGCAGGACGUGCUUCGUGAGCAGCUGUCGGAGGUGGUCUACAAGUGCCUGAGGGAAGAGGGUGGCCACAUCUACGUGUGUGGCGACGUGACGAUGGCCGGGGACGUCUUGAAGACCGUGCAGCAGAUCAUCAAGCAACAUGCCAACAUGACGCUGGAGGACGCCGGCUUCUACAUCAGCAAGCUCAGAGAUGAAAAUCGGUACCAUGAGGACAUAUUUGGUGUCACGCUGCGCACAUAUGAGGUCACCAACAGACUGCGAUCAGAGUCCAUCGCAUACAUCGAGGAGAGCAAAAAGGACCCAGAUGAGGUCUUCUGUUCAUAAGGUGGCAUUUAUGGAUGGCUGGUUUGAAGCCUGGAUGGUGUGGGUUGAAGACUGCUCAGAAGUGCACAACAACCGAGUCAAAUUGCUUGUCGAGAAU